This is a messenger RNA of Angiostrongylus costaricensis, 402 nucleotides long. The record is from the annotation of a GenBank genome assembly. Lineage: Eukaryota; Metazoa; Nematoda; Chromadorea; Rhabditida; Metastrongylidae.
AUGAGCUUCGAAGGAAAGUGGAUUUUGGAUAAAAGCGAUAACUUUGACGAGUACAUGAAGGAGGUUGGCGUCGGUCUUCUCGUUCGUAAAGCAGCCGCUCAUUUAAAAGUACAUCUGGAAAUUAAGAAGGAGGGUGACAAAUGGAUUUGUCAACAAACGUCCACUUUCAAAAAUUCCACGCUCGAAUUCAAGCUCGACGAGGAAUUCGAGGAGAACACACCAGAUGGCCGAACGGUAAAGUCGCUGAUCAAAUUCGUCGACGGAAAACUCAUCCACACACAGACGCCUAUCAAACCGGACGACAAGCCGUCGCUGAUCACCCGCUGGAUCGAGAACGACCGUCUGAUGACCACGCUCGAAUCCGGAAGCGUCGUGUGCCGUCGAGAAUACAUCCACGAGUGA